AUGGAAGAAAGGCUCAAGAAGGUUCUUUUGUGCAUCAACAAAACCAGCCAGCUCUUCUCCAAUGCUUCAUAUCAAUAAAAUAUCACAUCACACCAUAACUUCACUUUCAUUACUCUCUUCCUUCUAAGUCUUCUAUAACUAUCAUCAUCAUCAGUAUCAUCAUCAUAAUAGUUUAAACUUGUCUUCAAAUAUUUAGUAUCCAUUAACCUUGUCCUUAGUACCAUUUUGAUGUCUACACCAUUAGAACAUGAUUACAUAGGUUUGACAGAUAAUUCUUCAAUGGACAAAACAUCUUCAUCUCUCAACUUCAAGGAGACAGAGCUUAGACUAGGCUUACCUGGUUGUGAAUCUCCUGACAGAAAACCAGUCUCUUUCUUUAGUAACAAGGAUUUGAACAUUAAUGUUUGUUCUCCUUUGAAGAACCUUGUAACUAGUGUUGGAGCUAAAAGAGGUUUCUCUGAUGCUAUUGAUGAAUCUUCUAGCAAAUGGAUUUUUUCUGUUAAUGAUGGGUCUCAAGCUGGAAUUGGAACUACUUUGUUUUCUCCUAGAGGAGAAGGAAAUGUUGGAAAAUCUCUUGUUGGUUUAGAGACUCAAACUAAUAUAAAUGUACCAAAGAAUAUCAAUGAGAUUCUUCACCAAUCUGUGAAGCCAGUACAUGAAAAGAAUAAACAGGUUGUUGGAACAAAUGAGGAUGCUAAUGCUCCUGCUGCAAAGACACAGAUUGUGGGAUGGCCACCAAUUCGAUCGUUUCGAAAGAACACGAUGGCAUCAAAUUUGACAAAGAGCAAUGAUGAAGCUGAGGGAAAACCAGGAUUUGAAUGUCUCUAUGUAAAAGUUAGUAUGGAUGGUGCUCCUUAUCUCAGAAAAGUUGAUCUCAAAAUUUACAACAACUAUAUGGAACUUUCUUCAGCUCUUGAGAAGAUGUUCACAUGCUUUACCAUCGGUCAAUUCAAUUCUCCUGGAGUUCCUGGGAAAGAUGGACUAAGUGAGAGCUCUUUGAGGGAUCUUCUUCAUGGAUCUGAAUAUGUUCUUACAUAUGAAGAUAAAGAUGGAGAUUGGAUGCUUGUAGGUGAUGUUCCUUGGGGGAUGUUCGCCGACUCGUGUAGGAGACUAAGGAUCAUGAAAGGCUCCGAGGCAAUUGGGCUAGCUCCAAGAGGCAUCGAAAAAUCUCGGAGCCAAUACUAGUGCAGAAAAUUCUGUUGGACCAAAGUGGAGACUUAACUGAUAUGCAUAUAUAAAGGUUUUCAAGGAAGUUUGAGUUUAUUAUGGUUAUGUUCCAAAUCAAAAAUAUAUGUAACUUAGACAUGUCAAUCUGUAAUUUUAAACUGAGACAAGUAUCAUCACAUAGCAUGAGAUUCUAAACUUAGACAAGUUUUCAUAUUAAUUGGCUGUGUAAAUAUACAAGGAUGUUACAAAGUAUGGUAAACCAGGUAUUUUGUCUUUCUUUAA
Messenger RNA from Trifolium pratense (red clover), 1449 nucleotides. Its product is annotated as auxin-responsive protein IAA27-like. The coding region runs from base 229 to 1185 and encodes 318 amino acids. Lineage: Eukaryota; Viridiplantae; Streptophyta; Magnoliopsida; Fabales; Fabaceae. Gene Ontology annotation, molecular function: protein binding. Gene Ontology annotation, cellular component: nucleus. The record is from RefSeq and is a predicted model, not a curated record. Gene Ontology annotation, biological process: regulation of DNA-templated transcription. The transcript is spliced from 5 exons.